Molecule: messenger RNA, 1063 nt
Organism: Emys orbicularis (European pond turtle)
Lineage: Eukaryota; Metazoa; Chordata; Testudines; Emydidae
Product: RING finger protein 151-like
Exons: 7
Coding region: 1-1011 (336 amino acids)
Molecular function (GO): zinc ion binding
Source: RefSeq, a predicted model, not a curated record
AUGGCCGUCCUGCUGGGUUCAUCCUGGUGUGACACGCAGCCGUCAAGCAAUGGCAGUCGCAAAAUGCACUGCUGCUUGCCGUUGCGGCCGUGCUUGGAAACCAACCUAGAGAGUGGGUGUAGUGUUGGAAGUCUGUGGAAAAGAAUGGGUUAUGAUAUUGAGCGUUUUGUUGGCUAUGUUAAUGAAGGACUUUUAUGCUGUAUAUGCCGAGAUGUAUUAGAAGAUCCCUUACAGGCUCCUUGUGAACAUGCUUUCUGUACUGCCUGUAUACAUGGAUGGCUUGUUCAUCACAAUAAUUGCCCUGAAGACAGACAAGCACUUGAUAUGUCUGUACUACGACCUCUCUACAGAUACAUGAAAAAUGAUCUAAAUCGACUUCAGCUUCAUUGCAAAAACGGAGAGCAUGGUUGUGAAAUGGUUUGUUCUCUAGAAUCUAUAGACAGACAUGAGAGAGAAUGUGAAUACAGCCAGAUACCCUGCUCAAAUGCUGGUUGUCCAGUUCAGAUUGAACGACGUAACUUAGAUGGCCAUUUGGCAGUGUGUGAAUACCGGAGCCGUGAAUGCCCUAAUGGUUGUGGUUAUACCAUUCUCAGGGCAGAAGACACGCAGCAUAAUUGUGUAGCAGAGCUAAGAACAGAACUAGAACUGCUCCGGUCAGAAAUGAUCUGCAGAGUGGAGGAGGCAAAGCAUGAAAUGGAGUCCAGAUUAGAUUCACAGAGAAGGCAUAUGGUGCAGAAAGAGAGUCUUCUGCAAAAUGAAAUUGAAGAACUAAAGAGUCAGAUGUCACGAAUGAUGUCUGAAGUGCGCUCCCUUAUGGCUGCAGAGAGACAGCAUCGUCAAGAGCUGGAGCAAGCAGAGCUCGAAAAGCGUGAAUUAAUGGAGCUGCUGAAAGGCCUACAGAAAGACUGCCGAUUAAAUAAUACAGAAGGAAACAAGAAAUCAACAAACUUUCGCCCUCUAACACGACUGGAGAGUGUGAAACGAAAACCCAGGGAAGUUACAGUCAUCUAAACAGAAGUAUGAUAAAAGCUACUUGAACGUUGUUUUACCCACAACAGACCUC